AUGUCCUUAUCCAAAACGGAAACAGAUGUUAUACUAAACAAAGCCAAUGUUGCUUUGGCACGCAGUCAGCGACUCGUCGCCUCAUGGCUACCCCCGAAGACUCAGGAAGAACAAGCCAAUACAAAGUCUGAAGAGGAGUUACAGCGAGAAGAGGAUGAAGUUUUCACAGCUGUGCCAGAAACUUUAGGUGUUGGGGCACCCCUUCCCUCCAAAGCAGCCGAUGGAAGUUGGAAUCGCACGGAACUUGGCUCCAACGAUAAACUACGGAGACAACUUCUUGGGAAGAACUACAAGAAAAUCAUGUCAGAGAAGAAUGCAGCCGCGGGUCGACAACUGAGCAACAUGGGAAGCUCAUCAGGUGCCAGCUCUGCUACGAAUCAGUCCCAGACUAUGGCCGGCAGAGCCUAUGAUGAUGAUGACGAGGACGAGGACGAAGGACGAACGGCCCUGGUCGGGAAGAAGGGCCCGAGGAAAAGAAAAGCGGAGUCUAUUCCAAGGACUCUCGACCCCAUUGUAACUGACGACGAUCGUGGAGAUCAGGGUGAUGACGGUGGAGAUGGUGAGGAUGAGGCAUCGGUGAAGCGAGGAGGGUCUUUAUCACAACAGCCAUAUCGCCUAAAAGGGAGGAGGAAAGCCACGAGCUUCCUAGAUGAGAUUCUUACUGAGCGGUCAAGGAAAAGGAAGAAGAAAUAG
This is a messenger RNA of Aspergillus nomiae NRRL 13137, 693 nucleotides long. Its product is annotated as DUF3245 domain-containing protein. The record is from RefSeq and is a predicted model, not a curated record. Bases 1 to 693 code for a protein of 230 amino acids. Lineage: Eukaryota; Fungi; Ascomycota; Eurotiomycetes; Eurotiales; Aspergillaceae. The transcript is spliced from 2 exons.